Messenger RNA from Aegilops tauschii subsp. strangulata, 501 nucleotides. RefSeq names its product RING-H2 finger protein ATL17-like. The record is from RefSeq and is a predicted model, not a curated record. Gene Ontology annotation, biological process: protein ubiquitination. NCBI's taxonomy places the organism in Eukaryota, Viridiplantae, Streptophyta, Magnoliopsida, Poales, Poaceae.
AUGGAGGGCGGGGGCAUUUCUCCAGUCUCGUCGCCGUCGCGGGCAACCGGCGGGCAGGUCAACGGCCGCGCUUGGUCGGCCGUCGCGGCCGCCAGCGUCGCCCUCAUCCUGCUCUACAUUUUUUGGCGGUUCGUAUGGCAGGGCAAGAAAGACGCGCCGAGGAACGACGGCACCGGCGCCGCCACCUCGUCCGCUCCACCGUCGCCACCUUCAUGCCCGUCGCACGUGGCUGGCGGAACGAGCGACGGAGAACGCGGCGAGAACGAGAGGACGCAGCUCCCGGUAUUCGUGCACGUGGCCACGGAGAAGGCGGAGUGUGCGGUGUGCCUGGUGGAGUUUGGGCUCGGCGAGAUCGGGCGGCUCAUGCCGGGCUGCGGCCACGGGUUCCACACCGCCUGCAUCGAGACGUGGUUCCGGAUGAGAUCGACAUGUCCGCUCUGCCGCGCCGCGGUGGUACAAGAGCGGAUCGCCGUUGAUCAGUCUCCACGUGGCGCGUGGUAA